AUGCUUCGCUUGAAUCAUGAACCACUCCCUAAACUCCAGCUCAGCUACAUCAGUGCUUUGGUUUUCCAGCACACUGUGAUCCUCUUUCUGCUGACACACUCCUGUAGAGGUGGCCAGUCUCAGGGGGCUGGACCAUCUCAGACAAUAGUGACAUUAGUUGGUAAAGACGUUACAUUGCCGUGCCACUUGGACCCCCCCCUGAAUGCCUUUUCCAAGAGUCUGGAGUGGGGGAGACCGGACCUGGAGCCCCGGUUCGUCCAUGUGUGGCACCAGGGUCAAAACAUUCUGGUGGACCAAAACCCGACUUACAAAGGACGAACGUCUGUGUCGCCUGAGAAACUGAAGCAUGGAGACCUCUCACUGGAACUCUCUGGGGUCAAACACUCUGAUAAUGGAAAAUAUAGAUGCUACUUUCCCUCACAACAAAAAGAAUCUACUGUUGAGCUUGUUGUUGGUUCUGUCUCCUCACCCCUCAUGGCACAAUUGCACUUAAAGAACGUUGGAGUGGUUCUCCAGUGUGAGUCUUCUGGCUGGUAUCCAGAGCCUGAGGUGUUGUGGCUGGAUGGUGAGGGAAAGCUCCUCUCUGCUGGACCUACAGAGACAGUCAGAGGUCCUGAUGACCUCUAUACUGUCAGCAGCAGAGUGACUGUGGAGAAGAGACACAGCAACAGCUUCACCUGUAGAGUCCACCAGAAGCACAUUAACCAGACCAGAGAGACAUUCAUUCAGAUUGCAGCUGACGGCUUAGAGUAUAGGUCUGCUGUUCCUAUCGGCGUUCUCGUGCUUGCUUUCAUUACUGUCAUCCUUGCAGCAGCUUUUGUUGUGUGGAAAUGUAAACUAAACCAAACUGAAGGUAACUCUACACUCUAG
Molecule: messenger RNA, 870 nt
Organism: Centropristis striata (black sea bass)
Lineage: Eukaryota; Metazoa; Chordata; Actinopteri; Perciformes; Serranidae
Product: butyrophilin subfamily 3 member A2-like
Exons: 5
Coding region: 1-870 (289 amino acids)
Source: RefSeq, a predicted model, not a curated record